Schistosoma turkestanicum is the source of this 2642-nucleotide messenger RNA. The record is from the annotation of a GenBank genome assembly. NCBI's taxonomy places the organism in Eukaryota, Metazoa, Platyhelminthes, Trematoda, Strigeidida, Schistosomatidae.
AUGGCUAAUUUUCAUUCAAAUACAUUUCCUGAUGUUAACGGGUCUACUAGUUCAUCAGAAUCACUAAAUGAUGAUGAUGAUGAUACCACUCCCAUCUCAUUGCCUGAAUCAUUAGAUCAUAAUAAUAAUGAUCAAAAAUCUCUUAAACCUAAUGAUUCUUCUGUUAAUUCUUCUUCCAUUAUUUAUACAACAAAUACUGUUUUAAAGUUAAAUGAUGACAAUUCUGUGAUAACUAAUGACAAUAAUCUUAUUGUCACAGGACCUACUGCCAAGCCACGUAAUAAAUCUCAAAAUAUAACAGAAAUAUUUGGUAAUAAAUCUGCUCAAGCUUCACCUAAUUUUUCCAAUGAACAACCAGCAUCAAAAUCUCCUGUAGGAGGAAUAAGUAGACCUAAACUUCCUACGGACACAGUAAUUAGAAUGGCUUCUGUAGAAGAUACUUCAGAUACUACUCAUUCUAAUCGUGCAUCUCCGGUUAAAAAAUUCCCUGAUACUUUAGAUGUACAAGGAAAUCCUGAUGAAGAUGCUUAUAGUAGUGGAGGUGAAGAGAUUUACGUUAUUUCUAGACGAGUCGGGUUCACAGAUGAUGUGGAAGAUAAUGAAGAGAAGUCAAAUCAAAAACUUAUUCGUCGUGAUACUCCACAUUAUACAAAACGCGCUCGAAUUCAGUCGAAAACAGCUGAUGGAAUGGAUAGUGAAGAGGCAGUAUUGAAAAUUUUAGAAAAGUAUCGAGCAUCCGUCUCACCGAAUCCUGAUUCCAACUCAACUGAUUUUGACGGGACAGAAAAACGAUUUGCCUCUCCAUUCAAUAGAUUAAGUCCUCCUGAUAUUCCGCUACAAAGUCGUGAAUCGCAUUCUCCGUUAUCGUUACAUCAACAACCUUGUCAACAAGAACAAGUGGAAGUGCAUAUCCAUCGACAACCAAAUGCUGGUUUAGGUCUUAGUGUAGCUGGUGGAGUUGGUUCGAUACCAUUUCGUGGUUUAGAUCAUGGUAUAUUUGUUAGUCGGUUAAAUCCUACUGGAUUAGCUGCUACUUCAGGACUUAAACUUGGUGAUAAACUAUUAGAGGUUAAUGGUAUUAAUCUUGUCAAUGUUGAACAUCAUGUAGCUGUGGCUGCUUUACGCGCUAAUACAAAUCAUUUCCGUAUUCUUGUCGGUCGUGAUAUUCAAUUGUCUGCAAAAACAGAUAACUGUAAAAUUAUCCCUCCUAAUUUACCAGGAACAAAUGCGAAUCUGUCGAAUCAAUCACCGGUUACAGGAAUGAUAAACACCAAAGAAAUACCUGAAUUUAUUCAUUGUACAUUACACCGGGAUGUAAAUGGUUUAGGAUUUAGUAUUGCCGGUGGUCGAGGUUCACUGCCUGCGUCAUCAGUAGUUAAUGAAGCCAUAUAUAUUAGUAAAAUAACUGAAGGUGGAGCAGCUCACAAACAAGGUCAGCUUCGAGUUGGUGAUCAAAUAAUUAGCAUAAAUGGUGUCGAUAUCAGAAAUGCUCGUCAUGAUGAAGCUAUUUCCUUGUUAACAAGCUCUAAUGAUUCCGUAAACUUGCAAUUACUUCGUUAUAAUCCUGACGAAAACAAUCAUCUCAGUAAUCUUCCAAAAACAUCAGCGGCUAAUGGUUUUGUCACAUCAUCAUCAUCGGUUGUGACAGUUCAAAGGUUAAAUAAUUUUCAAGAUACUACAAAAGCUGCCGAUUCGACUAAUACAGACAGCCUUAUUUCGGAAAAAUAUGAUUCCCCAGUCUAUCUAUAUAGUGAAAAAUGUAUUCCUGUCGAGAGAAUUACAAUUCGCAAUCAUGGUGGACCUUUAGGUUUAGCUAUCUGUGGAGGAUCUGAUAUCAGUUGUCUUCCAUUUGGUAAUACAGAACCAGGUAUUUUUAUAUCUAAGAUCUCUCCAGAUGGCGCAGCUCUUCAUACUGGCUUACGUAUCGGAGAUAGAGUGCUUAAAGUUAAUGGAGUCGAUUUGCGACACGCUACACAUGAUGAAGCAGUACAAGCUUUAAUCCAACCUGUUAAAGAAUUACAACUAGAUGUACGUAGAGACCCUCCUCCACCAGGAUUAAGACGUAUCACUGUUACCAAACGACCUGGAGAACGAUAUGGAUUACGUGUUUCAGGCGGACUUAACACCGGUGAAAGUAGUGUGAAAACUAAUCUAAGAUCACACUUUUCAUCAUUAGCAAAUGAUGACGGAAUAUUUGUGACAUGGAUCUCACCAGAUGGUGUCAUUGCUCGAGAUGGCAGGUUGAAACCAGGCGAUAGAUUAUUGGAGGUUAAUGGACACUGGCUGAUGGGACUCAAUCUUGAUGAAGUUUUACAUAUAUUUUGGGAAGCCAAAUCAACUCUUUCAUGUGUUGUAUGCGAUGGUCCAGUCGAAUUCACUUUGCAAAUUAAUAAAACACAUCUCUCAAAGAACGUCGAACUACCUACAUAUUCUCCUUCUAUGCCAUUUUCUAUAAUACGCUCUACAAUGCCAGAAAUCGCUGGUGCAUCUGUCGACGAUGACCCCAUUUGUAACUCACAAUCAGAGAAAGUAAACAGCAUUCAAAGAUUGAAUUCAGAGGCUGCUGUACGUCACUAGCGUCGACUGGAUUGAACAUUGAACACUACACAACCGCUUGUGGUACUACUUGGACUACAGUCGGG